Messenger RNA from Durusdinium trenchii, 1595 nucleotides. The record is from the annotation of a GenBank genome assembly. Lineage: Eukaryota; Dinophyceae; Suessiales; Symbiodiniaceae.
CAUGAAGGCUCAGAAAACAAUCCUUGUUGUUGUUGUUGUUGUGCAAAUCGCCACAUCCGACACCCAAAUAGAAAGUGGGUGGCGAUUUAGAGCACCGUUGAAGCAGGGAGCGGAUGCUGACCUCUUCGCAAGCAGCCCGAUGGCUGCCGCGGGACUUUGUCGAGGCUUCACAGCUGGGUGGUGUGUUCACCAUCGUUGCGUACGCUGUGAUGCUCAUUGUUUUCAUGUGUGAGCUGAUAUCGUUUGCAAGCCCGCAAUAUGCCACGGUGUUGGCCCUGGACAAAGCCGGAAGUGACUCCCUGCAGAUCAACUUUGAUGUCGACGUCCACGACAUUGAAUGCAGAAACUUGCAAGUUGUCGUUUAUGCACAAAAUGGCAAAGAACGACUAAGCUCGUCAGGUGAGGACUUCUGGCUCCGAUCGAUUGAUGCGCAGGGCAAGCAGUUUGGUGUGGCGGUGAAGCCACAGGAUGCCCAAGGAGAAGUAGCGGAGGAUCAUGACAAGCAGAUGCAAGAUGUUCGCAAGCAGGAUGGUGGCCAGGAGCUCGAUUCUGAUUGGUCAUCCUCCCACGAUGGCUUUCGGCACAAGAGCUUGGAGCAUGUCAUCCAGGGCCACGACUUCACCUGCAUCAACUUCUUUGCUGGUUGGUGCAGCCACUGCCAGAAGUUUGCUCCAGAAUGGGAGAAGCUUGCUGACAAGGUGCAUGGCAAAGAUGGGGCUCCGAUGAAGUUCCCUGAUCGUGAUGGUGUUGAGCGGCAGGUCCGACUCAUCAAGGUUAACUGCGUGGACUUCCACGACGUUUGCGCGCCCCAGGGCAUCGAUGCUUACCCCACAGUGCGUCUCUACAAGGCAGAUGGCACUUUCUCAGUUUUUGAUGGCCGCCGAGGGGAGGUGGAAAUCAUUCGAUGGUUGGAGAGGAUGAUCAAAAUGAAGAGUUAUGGAUGGGGAGCUCACCAUGAGGUCUUUGAGCGUGGCUGCAAUGCCCGGGGCCGUUUGCAGGUGCCACGGGUGCCAGGCCAUUUGGAGCUCAUGGCUGGGGGUGGAGACCAGACACUUAAUCCAAGGAUGACCAAUGUGUCUCACACGAUCAAGCACCUCUCCUUCUCCGAUGCCAAUGAUGGCAAGUUUCAUCGGAAGGGGUGGUCAAACUUUCCCAGGGAGGUUACACGGAAUCUGGCACCCUUGGAUGGUCAACGGUUUUUGACUUCUAGUUUCCACCAAGCGUACAUCCACGACUUGAAGGUUGUAAGCACUGUGUCUGGCAGCCAGACUACAUACCAGUUCCAGCACCAGGCACGUGUUUCGCAACUUCCGGAAGCAGAGAUUCCGCAGGCGCAAUUCCAUUACGAUAUCGAGCCGUUUUCGAUCUACGUACGGAGAGAUGAUAAGCGGUGGUACGAUUUUGGCACGUCUUUGUGCGCCGUGCUCGGUGGUGCCUUCGUCGUGAUGCGGCUCAUCUCGCGUUUCUCUUUGCACAUCUCUGCUUCACUGAAGCAUCUUUUCCCUGGUGCGAAAGUCGGGAGGGCUGGCGCCAUGAGUAUCGGCCACUUUGAGUGAGCCCAGCACUCUGAGCACGAAAAUGACCACGCGAAGAGU